Molecule: messenger RNA, 1842 nt
Organism: Cinclus cinclus
Lineage: Eukaryota; Metazoa; Chordata; Aves; Passeriformes; Cinclidae
Gene: KLF10
Product: KLF transcription factor 10
Exons: 4
Coding region: 54-1421 (455 amino acids)
Biological process (GO): regulation of transcription by RNA polymerase II
Molecular function (GO): DNA-binding transcription factor activity, RNA polymerase II-specific; RNA polymerase II cis-regulatory region sequence-specific DNA binding
Source: RefSeq, a predicted model, not a curated record
CGGGAGAGCGGCGGCGGCACCUCGGGGCGGGCUCGGCUCCUCCGGAAUAAGAAAUGGAGAUGAUGACUGAAAAGCAGAGAGAUAUGAGGUAUUUCUGGAACAAUACACCUGAAAAAAGCGAUUACGAGGCUGUAGAAGCCCUUAUUUCUAUGAGUUGCAACUGGAAAUCAGACUUCAAGAAGCAUGCAGAAAUGAGACCUAUAACUCCUGCAUCUGACAUGUCAGAAGAAAGUGACGAGGUUUUACUUCCUGGAGCAGCAGACUUUAAUGCAAUACCAGCAUUUUGCCUGACCCCUCCCUACAGCCCUUCUGACUUCGAGAUGUCGCAGGUGAUCCAUCCGCUGGGCAAGGCACUGUCUGAGGCUGCCAAGCCUCCUCUGGCCACACCUCGGAGAGAGGCGGAGCGGUCUCCAGUGGCCAGGCCUCUGAAAGCUCGAGUGACAAGUGUUAUCCGCCACACGGCUGAUGCCCAGUUUUGUGAUCACAAAACCUGUCCCGUGAGAACAGCCAGUGUUCUCAAAUACCAGGACAGUGCUUCGAGGGAAGCAAACAGGAAACAGAAUGCCAAGGAAGAGCACUCUGUGUGCUCUGCCGUGAUGCCGAGUGGAGCCAGUGCUGAGACCGGCGAACAGUCGCUGGUAGAAGGAAGAACUGCAGAACCAGUUGUUGGUCCCAUGCCCUUGACAAAGCUCUCGGUGAGCAAGGAGGAGUCUGUCCCUGAACCAGCAGAGCAGCCAGCGGUGGCAGCGCCGCUGUCCCCUGCCCAAGGCAGCGGAGCCCCCCCUGUGCCAGUGAUUUGCCAGAUGGUCCCACUGCCCACAAACAACAAUGUUGUGACGGCCGUAGUGCCCAACACCACGCCAAGCCAGCAGCCAGCUCUCUGUCAGCCCAUGGUCUUCAUGGGCACCCAGGUUCCCAAAGGUGCUGUCAUGUUUGUUGUGCCCCAGCCAGUUGUGCAGGGCACAAAGGCUUCCAUUGUUAGUCCAAAUGGCACGAAACUCUCUCCCAUUGCCCCUGCUCCUGGCUUUGUUCCUUCUACAGCAAAAACCACUCCUCAGGCUGAUUCUUCAAGAAUAAGAAGUCACAUUUGCGGCUACCCAGGAUGUGGGAAAACGUACUUCAAGAGCUCCCAUUUGAAGGCUCAUGUCAGAACACACACAGGAGAAAAGCCGUUUAGUUGCAGCUGGAAGGGCUGUGAGAGGAGGUUUGCACGCUCUGAUGAACUGUCUCGCCACCGCAGAACGCACACCGGGGAGAAGAAGUUUGCCUGCCCCAUGUGCGAGCGGCGGUUCAUGCGCAGUGACCACCUCACGAAGCACGCGCGUCGCCACUUGUCGGCCAAGAAGUUACCGAACUGGCAAAUGGAAGUGAGCAAGCUCAGUGAUGUUGCUGUGCCACCAACGUCUGCCACCGCCCAGUGAAAGGACUUGCUCUGAAGAUGGUGGAAUUAACUGUUGUUACUGGGAUAGGCCGGCUGGAAAAAGGCUUUUUCUCCCGGUCUGUGGUUAUCCCGCACUGCCUGCUGAGAGCAGUACAGAGAGGCAAAGGCAGCCUGCACUCAGUCACAAAAGAUGUUGCUGGGAGAACCAGUGGCUGACUGGAAUAGCGGGUGUCUUCUGCACUGGUGAGGAGAGAAAGAAAGGGAAGGCUCUAGAGCAGAGCAGCCACACUGUGCCAGUUUUGAAUUUUGCAAAUCAUUUGCGUAUGCUCUAGAUCCAGUCCCAUGCAAGUGUUUCUGAGGGUGUGCUGCUCAUGCCUGAGACCAGCUCCAAUUUUAGCUGUCAGUUGUCCGUCCUCAGUAGGUGCAGACAAGGACAGCAGCAAUGUACAGGCACAGGCUUG